Messenger RNA from Dipodomys ordii (Ord's kangaroo rat), 2647 nucleotides. RefSeq names its product solute carrier family 25, member 46 (gene Slc25a46). The coding region runs from base 131 to 1405 and encodes 424 amino acids. Gene Ontology annotation, biological process: mitochondrial membrane fission; axon development; mitochondrial fission. NCBI's taxonomy places the organism in Eukaryota, Metazoa, Chordata, Mammalia, Rodentia, Heteromyidae. Gene Ontology annotation, cellular component: mitochondrial outer membrane. The transcript has 8 exons. The record is from RefSeq and is a predicted model, not a curated record.
UAGACGCGGCGCUAGCGGCCGUGGAGGAGGAGCGGUGCGGCCCCUGAGCGGCCGUGGCCCCUGCGGUGGUGGUUGCGGUGGGCUGGGUGGUGGGCUUCGGGUGGGCCGGCCUCAUCCUGCCCCCGCGGCGAUGCAUCCGCGGCGCCCGGAUGGAUUCGAUGGCUUGGGCUACCGGGGCGGUGCCAGGGACGAGCCGGGUUUUGGCGGCGCUUUCCCAGCGAGGUCCUUCAGCUCAGGGUCGGACCUGGGCCCCUGGGUGACGACUCCCCCAGACAUCCCGGGGAGCCGCAACCUGCACUGGGGCGAGAAGAGCCCGCCCUACGGCGUGCCCUCCACCUCCACCCCGUACGAGGGCCCCGCUGAGGACCCCUUCUCCGGCAGCGGCCCCGGCACCGGCGGCGGCGGCGGCGGAGCGCGGGGCCAGAGCAGCGAGCAGUUAAAUAGAUUUGCUGGAUUUGGCAUUGGACUUGCAAGUCUCUUUACAGAAAAUGUACUGGCCCAUCCUUGCAUUGUUCUACGCCGCCAAUGUCAGGUUAAUUACCAUGCUGAUCAUUACCAUCUCACUCCAUUUACAAUCGUCAACAUUAUGUACAACUUCAACAAAACUCAGGGACCAAGAUCCCUAUGGAAAGGAAUGGGAAGUACGUUUAUUGUCCAAGGUGUCACACUUGGAGCAGAAGGUUUAAUUAGUGAAUUUACAUCUUUGCCAAGGGAGAUUGCACAUAAAUGGAAUCCUAAACAAAUAUGUGAACAUCUUUUACUGAAAUCCCUAACUUACAUAGUGGCAAUGCCUUUUUAUUCAGCAAGCCUAAUUGAAACAGUACAGAGUGAGAUAAUUCGAGAAAAUUCUAGCAUACUGGAAUGUAUUAGAGAAGGAAUCGGAAGAGUACUAGGCUUGGGGGUGCCUCAUAGCAAGCGACUCCUGCCACUUCAUUCCUUGAUCUUCCCUACGGUGCUGCAUGGAGUUCUUCAUUACAUCAUCAGCACAGUCAUUCAGAAGUUUGUCCUACUAAUUCUAAAGAGAAAGACUUGCACUAGCCACCUAGCUGAAAGUGGUUGUCCUGUACAGUGUAUACUGGAAGCUUAUUUUCCAGAACUUAUUGCUAACUUUGUUGCCAGUCUUUGCUCUGACGUAAUACUUUACCCACUGGAAACAGUUUUGCACCGCCUUCACAUUCAAGGAACACGCACAAUAAUUGACAACACAGACCUUGGCUAUGAAGUGCUUCCAAUUAAUACACAAUAUGAGGGAAUGAGAGACUGUAUCAGUACCAUAAAGCAGGAGGAAGGAGUGCUUGGUUUUUAUAAAGGGUUUGGUGCUGUUAUGAUACAGUAUACACUGCAUGCAGUUAUCCUGCAGUUUACCAAAAUUAUUUACACUGCACUUCUUCAGAAUGCUGCUUGAGAUUUAGGUUCUAUCACUGCUUAGUAGAGAAAACAUAAUGUGGAUAAUUUGCCAUGAAAUUAUGAGGGAUAAAAGCAACAUACUGAGUCAAAAAAGUGGAUUGGAAAGGGAAACUGGUAGACAAAGCCCAAGCUGAUUAAAUUGACUUUUAUUUCUUUUGAAGUAUACCUAUAUAUUUUGGAUCAAAAUGAUUCCAAACUUCAAAACUAAAUAAAGAUAAGACUGUGAAAGAAUUAAAUUUUAAUGUAGCACUCAUGCUAAAGCAAAAUUGUUGCUGGGAAAAAGCAAAUAUAUCAUCAUUAAAUAUAAAAUGAAAUUUCAUUGAAUUCAAUCUAUUCUACCGGACUGUAAUAUUUGUUACAUUGAUUUUUACCUUAUGGAUUGAUUUGGGUAUGUGAUCCUCAAUACAGUAUAGUAUCAGGAGGCCUUACCUUUAAGCAAAUAAAUGAUGUCAUCAUUGGAAAAAAAAAUCUAAGGAUCACAUCUGGCAAUAUGUCAGCAGGAAUCAAAGAAGUUUAAAUUGUCCCUAUAAAGCUAUUUUAAUGGCUUGUAUAUAUGUAUUAUAUGAAGCCAAUUGUGUGCACAAAUAUAACUUGGAAUUCUGUACUUGUAGAUAAACAUUGCAUACUAAGAAAUCAUCUGCUUUAAUAACAAAAGCCAAGAGGCCCAAAGGAUUUAAGUCAAAUAUAGUGUCCCCAUCCAAACUGAGUGUUUCAGUGCCAGCGUCAUACAUUGUGCGGUUUGACUUGCUUAGCUAGUAAUGUGACAUGUCAGACUACUUUUGGAGCCACUCUUAAGAAAGUAAUCAUGACAACUAUUACUGUUUCCAUAUUUACAAAUUUGUGUACUUAAACAAACCUUACUCGCCUUUUGUUUCUGAAUGACUUACCUUAGAGGAGGCAAAAUUAAAUUUCAUCUGGAAAUUUGUGUCUCUUGCCUUCUAUAAUAGUCAUCAUAAAUAAUGGCUGUGAUUUUUUUUCUUUCAGUUUUGCCUACAGUUUUAUUCUCCGUACUAGGUAUGCUUACAUAAAAAAAGCAAGGUAUCUUGAUCACUUUUUAUUUUUUAAAAGUUUAAAUGUUUGGAUGAAUACUAAAAAAAUACAAACAUUUUAAAGAAAUUUGUCUUUGUGUUUUGUUGGGGUUAGGGGAACACAUUUCAAUAAAUGAGCAAAAAAAUUGCUUAAUAUUUUUUAUUCCUACAUUGCAUUUGGUGGAUUAAAUCCUGUUCAUUCAGAGGUGUGA